Molecule: messenger RNA, 4540 nt
Organism: Boleophthalmus pectinirostris (great blue-spotted mudskipper)
Lineage: Eukaryota; Metazoa; Chordata; Actinopteri; Gobiiformes; Gobiidae
Gene: palld
Product: palladin, cytoskeletal associated protein
Source: RefSeq, a predicted model, not a curated record
GCUACACGUGUGUGGCCUCAAACAGCCUGGGAGCAGACAACACCUCCGCUGAGGUCUACAUAGAAGGAGCUUCGUCGACAGAUUCGGAGGGAGAGGGUACAUCCAAGUCCAAAUCUGGAGCCAUGCCUCUAGUUCAGAAGAAGACGACCUCCAUGUCCCUGACGAUACGCUCAUCCUCGCCCAAAACAACAGAGGUCCUGCCGCGCCGCACCACUCUGGUCCAGGCCCUGACUCAGCCCCCUCCCAGGACACAGAGCCCUGUGUCAUCACUGUAUGGCGUGGACGUGUCAGGACCCCCUGUUUUUACAAAGGUGUUGCAGGAUGCCCAGGCCUCGGAGGGUCAAGUGGUUGUGCUGGAGUGCAGGGUCCGGGGCAGCCCUCCUCUGCAGGUGCGAUGGUACAGAGAGGGAGAGGAGAUCCUGGACUCCCCGGAUUUCCGCAUCCUUCAAAAAAAACCCAGAUCAGCAGCUGAACCAGAGGAGAUCUGUACCCUGGUCAUUGCCGAGGCUUUUCCUGAAGAUGGAGGUGUUUUCUCCUGCUCUGCCUCCAAUCCCUUCGGCUCUGUCAACUGUUCAGCCCGACUUGCUGUCACUGCAGCUGACGAUUCCUCCAGUAACGGGGUGUCCAGUGAUAACUCAGGUCUGGAGGACUCUGCCCCUUUCCCUCCUCCGCCCCCUCCCACAGAGAUCACCCUCCUCGAGCUGCCCCCCAAAGCCCUGCCCCAGCCCGGCCUCAUCAAAGAACUCGAUCUGUGGCCCAAUGUGUCUUUGCCCCCUGUGCAGGUGCCCUCUGAGGAGACCGUCCCGAAUGGGCAAAUCCAAAGUCCACCAUCACCUCCGCAACAGAGAGAGCCAGCCGUGCCCCUCCCGCCUCCGCCCUCUCCUCCUCAGACUGAACCUGCCGCAGAGACCCAAGCUCCUGUCCCACCGGCGCCAGACUCACCCCCCUCCCCGAAACUGUCUCCAUCUCCAGCCAAGGACGCCCCUCUGCCCCUGAAGCCCAAACCCAAACUAAACGCAUCCCAGAUCAAGCAGCUUCAGGACCAGAUCUUAUUGGAGCAACAGGAAGCUGCACAGUGGCAACAACAGCACCUGGACCAGCUGAACCAGGAAGUCCCACCUCCACCCCAGCUCCCGCUACAACAGAUACCCCCACCAGCCCCACCUGCCCCGCCUGCGGACGCCCCUCUCCCUGCCCCCCUUCACCGCCGCUCCCCCCCGCCCCCUUCAUUUCAGGAGUUGGAGAGUAGCACUACCUCCACCGCCUCCGCCAUCAUGCAGGCCAGCACCUUCAACUAUGCCCGUCCCAAGCAGUUCAUUGCGGCUCAGUCUUCGGGCGUGUCCCCGUACUCCCCCACCACAUCCUCACCCUCGUCCAGCCUGUCCUCCCCCCUCUCCCCCUCCUCCACCCAUAAGCCCUUUGGCAGAGUUACCCUCCCGCCUUUCACUAAGGCACCCAGUGUGGAGUCGCCCGGCUCUCCCUCAUUCCCUCCACCCCCUCCACCUUUCCUGAGUCCCUCAAACCUGCCCUCUCCGGCCCAGGACUUCCCCCUUCCCCUUCCUCCCCCUCCACCCCCCCCUGUGCCAGUGUCCCCCCCACAUUCAGAGACCUCCUCGUCUCCCUUCUCCUCCGUGCCCGCCUCUCCUGCUUCUAGUUUUCUGUCCUCAGUGCUGCCUUCCCCUCCACCUGCACCAACCCCCGGCAGCCCCAUCGUCAAUGCCCUGGGACUUCCUAAAGGCAAUGGCACUGUGAAAGCGUUCCCCAAGAAGUCAGUGAGUAGGACACCCCGUAUUGUGUCAGACUCAGAUAUCCAGGGAUCCAAAGACGCCGUAAUUCAAGAUCUGGAGAGGAAACUCCGAUUCAAAGAGGAGAGGAUCAGCAAUGGGCAACAGAGGUUAACCUAUGAGGAGAAGAUGGCACGCAGACUGCUGGGAGCUGACAACGCUGCCACAGUCCUGAGCACAGACACAGAGGAGGAGCCCGUCACACAGGAGUACAAAGUGUCGAGCUUCGAGCAGCGUCUGAUCAGUGAGAUUGAGUUUCGGUUGGAGCGCUCCCCUGUGGAGGAGUCGGACGAUGAUGUACAACACGACGAAGACUGCGCUGACGGAGAGGCGCCCGCGUUUGACCAGAAACUGAAACACUGCAAAGUCUUUGAGGGGAUGCCUGUCACUUUCUCCUGUAAGGUCACCGGAGAUCCUAAACCAAAGGUGUACUGGUUUAAAGAUGGUAAGCAGAUUUCCAAGCGGAGCGAGCACUACAGGAUCAGCCGGGACCCAGACGGCACCUGCUCCCUUCACACGGCCUCUGCCUCUCUGGAUGAUGACGGCAACUACACCAUCAUGGCCGGAAACCCCAUGGGCAGAGUGAGCUGCACGGGGCGGAUGAUGGUGCAGGCUGUGAACCAGAGAGGACGCAGCCAGCGCUCCACACCGGGACACAUGCGCAGGUCCCGAUCGCGUUCCAGAGACAGCGGAGACGAGAACGACAACAUCCAGGAGCGUCACUUCAGACCCCACUUUCUGCAGGCGCCCGGAGACCUCAUCGUGCAGGAGGGGCGGCUCUGUAGGAUGGACUGCAAGGUGAGUGGUUUGCCAACUCCAGACCUGGUGUGGCAGUUGAACGGUCAGACAAUCCGCCCUGACUCCGCCCACAAGAUGCUGGUGAGAGAGAACGGAGUGCACUCUCUGGUGAUCGAACCUGUGACCAGCCGCGACGCUGGCAUCUACACCUGCAUCGCCAGCAACCGGGCAGGCCAAAACUCCUUCAACCUGGAGCUCAUAGUAGCAGCCAAAGAGAUGCACAAAGCGCCCUCAUUUGUGGAGAAGUUACAGAACACAAGUGUGGCAGAGGGACACCCUGUUCGUUUGGAAUGCCGUGUCACCGGUGUCCCGUAUCCUCAAAUCUUCUGGAAACGAGAGAAUGAGUCCUUCACCCACAACACAGACAGAAUCAGCAUGCACCAGGAUAACUGUGGUUACCUGUGCAUGAUCAUCCAGCCAGCAAUGAAGGAGGAUGCUGGUUGGUACACAGUGUCAGCCAAGAACGAAGCCGGGAUCGUCUCCAGCACUGCACGACUCGAUGUCCACACUCAGUGGCAGCAGCCCAACCUCCCAAAGCCCAAGAAAGUGCGCCCCUCAACCAGCCGCUACGCUGCUCUGACGGAGCGAGGCCUGGACGUCAAAGCCGCAUUUUUCCCAGAAUCCUCUCCACUGCCUCCUGGUGGUCUGAUUGAGAGUGAUGACCUGUAGAGACACAACAGGAAGAACACCAGAAAAAUAUUUUUGAAAAACUGCCCCAUGCCGUGCACUCGCUCCUCAGAUACUUUUACUGCAACAAAAAGUGGGUCGGAAAGUAACUUUGUCAAAACGGACUGCUAUAAAUGACAAAGUGAAUCACGGCAAAAGGGGUUUUAAUGUUUAUACUGAUGAUAUAUAUUUUAUUUAGAGUCUCCCUAAGCCUUAUUAUAUUAACUGGACCUUAUCAGCUCACUACAAAAGGUUGCCUCUUCAAGUGCCUAUCAAUUCCAUGUAUGACAGCAGUAUAGAAAGUGCCAUGUGCAAAAGCCUUUUCACAAAUUCAUAUCUAAAUCACCAGCAACCAUGUAGGAAGCUUUUAAAAUGAUUCAUAACAUGACGUGGGAGAAAAGGUUUUGUUAAAAUAUUGUGUUGCAUUUUGAAAGUAGGAGCACACAACACACAAUGUCAGUAUUGGGUCACGUAGUAGCGUUGAUAUUGGAGGCCGGGCCUUAAAAACAAUAGGAUUUUUUAUUAAUAUUCUGAAGGAAGAAAGACGGUUGGUAAAAGAUAGAUUGUAAGGGAUAUAUAAGGCAUUUUGUGAGGUGUAGUGUGUCUAUAUGGUAAAGAAAAGUGGGCAUGUUUUGCUAUGGAUGUCAGCAGUGAUGCAAACAGAUGAUAUUUGGCUGUGGUAUGUUGGAAAAAUGUGGGAAAAAGGUGCAAAAUGUUAAUGAUUUUUUUCUUGUUUUUUCCAUGUUGUGUGAACUGACACUCAAACAGGGUGCUGUGGUAGUUUGCCUGUCACAUCACCAUUUUAUUUUUGUAUGUAAUAAAACAAUCUACUUUCCCAUAAAAAUAAGUUAUAUCAUGUAGCUUUUGUUCACAGUUCUGUAUCAUGUUUUAUAACUAUAUGUACUGCCUUAAAUCAUGUUGAAGGAAAGUGCUUCUUUCUUGGACUUUCUGAUGCCAAACAUUGUGGCUCUUGGACAGGAAUGAAAAAAAAAGAGAAGAUACCGUGCUAGAAUGUGUUUUCAGAGAGGUGAAGCACAAAAAAAAAGUUUAAAAAUGUAUAAAACAUUAAAAAGCAAUAGACAAAAGCAUCAAAGUAAAAUUGCACCAUCCAUCCUAACUUUUUUACACCUUGCUCUGUUUCUGUAUCUACUCUCUCAGUCACUUCUGUAUCACACGACAAAGUUGACUCAAACUUACACAUUUGCACAUUUUUAUGCCAAUGGACGCCUGUAUAUGGAUUGUUCUCCUGAUGUUAUUUUGGGAUAUGAAAGUUAAUAAAGGCUUCAGAGACA